Chrysemys picta bellii (western painted turtle) is the source of this 3490-nucleotide messenger RNA. It is a transcript of the gene BIN1, whose product is annotated as bridging integrator 1. Gene Ontology annotation, molecular function: tau protein binding; phospholipid binding. The record is from RefSeq and is a predicted model, not a curated record. NCBI's taxonomy places the organism in Eukaryota, Metazoa, Chordata, Testudines, Emydidae. Gene Ontology annotation, cellular component: plasma membrane; synaptic vesicle; cytoplasm. Gene Ontology annotation, biological process: regulation of endocytosis.
UAGGAGGAAGCCGUCAGUCGCAGAGCGAGCGGUCCCUUUAAGAAGCGGCCGCGGCUUUGGGGCGCUGUGUCUUUAAAAGGCUGUAUCCUGGCGCCUGGCUCCUGGAGAAGGGGAUGGCCAUUGUUUCGCUCCGGGUUUCCCCCGCGUCCCUCCUGCUCUGAUUAGUGCAGCCGCGCGGGGGGAAAGGCAGGCAAGGCAAGAUGGCUGAGAUGGGCAAGGGAGUCACCGCGGGGAAAAUAGCCAGCAACAUGCAGAAGAAACUCACCCGAGCCCAGGAGAAGGUCUUGCAGAAGCUCGGCAAAGCGGAUGAAACAAAAGACGAGCAGUUUGAGCAGUGCGUGCAGAACUUCAACAAACAGCUGACAGAAGGCAGCAAGCUGCAGAAGGAUCUCCGAACUUACCUGGCUUCCGUAAAAGCAAUGCACGAGGCCUCCAAGAAGCUGACGGAAUGCUUGCAGGAAGUGUAUGAGCCGGAAUGGCCUGGGAGAGACGAUACCAACAAAAUAGCUGAGAACAAUGACCUGCUCUGGGUGGAUUUCCAUCAGAAGCUUGUGGAUCAGGCCCUUCUAACCAUGGACACUUACCUUGGCCAAUUCCCGGACAUCAAAUCUCGGAUCGCUAAGCGAGGGAGGAAGCUUGUGGAUUACGACAGCGCCAGACACCAUUUUGAAUCCCUACAAACCGCAAAGAAGAAAGACGACACCAAAAUCGCCAAGCCUGUCUCGCUGCUUGAGAAAGCUGCGCCUCAGUGGUGCCAAGGAAAACUACAAGCUCAUCUCGUUGCUCAAACUAAUCUGCUCCGAAAUCAGGCCGAAGAAGAGCUGGUGAAAGCUCAGAAGGUGUUUGAGGAGAUGAACCUCGAUCUGCAAGAGGAGCUGCCUUCGCUAUGGAAUAGUCGUGUUGGUUUCUAUGUCAACACAUUCCAGAGUAUAGCGGGCCUAGAAGAGAACUUCCAUAAAGAAAUGAGCAAGUUGAACCAAAACCUCAACGAUGUCCUGAUGAACCUAGACAAGCAGUACUCGAGCAACGCCUUCCCCAUUAAAGCACAGCCGAGAAAGAAAACUAAACUGUUCUCCAAGCUGAGGAAGAAGAUGAGCAGCGACAGUGCCCCUGCGAAAGCAAACAAAAGCCCCUCGCCUCCACCCGAUGGGACCCCCAUCACCAGCCCCGAGAUCAAGACCGUCAACCAUGAGCUGGAACCGUCCUCGUUGGAAACACCCGGGGCUGGCAUCCCUAAGUCGCCGUCUCAGUUGCGGAAAGGCCCUCCGGUGCCGCCACCUCCAAAGCACACCCCCUCCAAGGAGAUCAAGCACGAGAACAUCAUCAGUCUGUUUGAUGACAAUUUUGUCCCCGAGAUAAGCGUGACCACCCCCUCGCAGUUUGAUGCCCCUGGGCCCUUCCAGGAGGGAGCCAGCCUGUUGGAUCUGGAUUUUGAUCCCAUUAAACCAGAUGCCAGCCCUGUGGGGAAGACACCCACACCUGCCACUCAGUCUUUACCUUGGGAUUUAUGGGAGCCUGAAAAGACUUCCUCGAGCAGCAUGCAGUCCGUGGAUCCGUGUCUUGCUGACAACCCUAGUGAUAGCACAUUUGCUGUGGACUGGCCCAGCCAGUCCACAGAGACCCAGCCAACCCAACCAGCAGAAACCGCUCCUGCCAGUGCCGAGCCAGCUGGGAAUGAAGCACCUCCUGCUAGUGCCGAAGCAUCUGGGACAGAAGCCGCAGCUGGAGCUGAAGCACCUAAACCAGAAACUGACUCAGGAUCUGCUCCUAGUUCCCUGCCUGCUGUUGUCGUGGAGACGUUCCCAGCCACCGUCAACGGCACCGAGGAGGGCAGCGCCCCCUCUGAAAGGGCCGACAUGCCCCCGGGUUUCCUGUUUAAGGUUCAGGCCAUGCAUGACUAUGUGGCCACGGACAGCGACGAGCUGCCGCUGAAGGCUGGGGACGUGGUGCUGGUGAUUCCGUUCGACAACCCGGAUGAGCAGGAUGAAGGAUGGCUGAUGGGCGUGAAAGAGGCUGACUGGCUCCAGCAUAAGGAACUUGAUCAAAGUCGGGGGGUUUUCCCGGAGAAUUUCACAGAGCGGGUGCAGUGAGAGCCCGGAGCUGCCAGCUGAUUUUUCUGCCAGAAGAAAGCAAGUUUUCCGGGAGGUGUUUUAAAAACAAAAGAAAAGAGAAUUUUAAAGGAACAUGAGCCUAAAAAAAUGUGUCAGCUUAAAGGUUGGAUUCUUCUUAAAGAGCAAGGUUUUAGCAGUAAAAUGAAUUCAAAAGUGUUAUUAAAAUAUAUACAUAAUAAUAAGACAGGUCAAAUGCCCCUUUCCCACUUUGAUUUGACAGCAUUUGAACUCCAAGUCUGAUGCAGAAGUGGCUUAGUGUGGUACCUGUAAAUGCUGUGUUGGCUGAAUUUUGGGGAUGUCAGUCUGAUACCCGAACAGGAAAGAGCUAAGGCCUAGAUCUUCAAAGACUCCUAACUGCCACUGAAAUCAAUUGAAGUUAGGAUCCUAAAUACCUUUGAGGAUCUGAGCCCAGCUGUCCCAUGCUCUGAGCCUAGAAGUAAAGAUACCCAUGGGUUCAGCUGUUUUGUGCUGGCGUGGCAUCCCUAAAGUUUCAGGCACUGCCCAUGUUACGACCUAUGAUAGGCCAAACGUCCUGUUCUGCUGUUGAAAAGACCUAUUUAGUGUACAGUGUUCACCAAUAUGAUGUGUGUGCGCGUGUGUGUGUUUUGUUUUCUUCCUUUGAAGAUGUAACACGAACUGUGAUUUUAUACGUUUAAAAGCAAACACAAAAAGUUAUCAGGAAGAGCACAUAUCGGAGUGAAAUGGGUGUAGCUGGGCUCGGUCCAAAAUUCCUCCAGAUCUCGGAGCUGGACGAUCGCAGCAGCACACGCCGCCCCUGGAAAUGUUCUUGAGGGAAAAUUGGGAAACUGACAAAUUAAAAAAGAAAAAAAUCUGAAACUUUGGAUUUGUUUAAACUAGUUGUGAAAUAAUAAUAAUAAUUAAUAAAAAAGCCUGUUAAUAAAGUGGAAAAGUUUAGUCACGUAGGCAGGGAUGGACUUGCAAUCUGGCUGUUUAGAAAGUGCAGUUUUAAGGAAGAGGGUGGGGGAAAAGAAAUGGUGAGACAGAAUAUCUGAGACAUACCACUGAGAAAACAACUCUGCUUUCUGUGUUUCCGGUUGUGCGGUUAUUUUUAUUUUCCUUUCUUGAACUCUGCACAUGAAGUAUCAUUAGACCUGCUUCCUCCAAUCCUGUGCUGGUGAACAAGUUGAAGUUAGAGAAAAGUGAACUGUUUGACUACUUAUUUAAAAUUGCUGCAUGACUUUAUUAUAUUGUGACGAGUUAGAAGACGCGGGACUAUCACAACGUUGACGUGGGGACGAUACUCCAGGUCCUAAUACUGACACUGGCCUUUCCCACAAUUCUUUGCUCCUGUUUGGUUCUGGGAGUUUGAAACUCCCCUGCAGCCUGCUUGCUUAAAAUAAAACAAAGUGGGUCUUACA